AUGAAGACGCUUGUUCUCCUCUCUGCUCUUGUCCUGCUGGCCUUGCAGGUCCAGGCUGAUCCCAUUCAAGAGGCAGAGGAAGAGGCUAAAACUGAUGAGCAGCCAGCAGAUGAGGACCAGGAUGUGUCUGUCUCCUUUGAAGGCCCAGAAGCCUCUGCUGUUCAAGAUUUACGUGAAUGUGAAGUCAGGCGUGACCUGCUCUGCUAUUGCAGAAUCAGUUGUCAAUUUUGGGAACGACUGGCUGGGUCCUGUCGUUCUGGUGGCAUCACCUACCCCCUCUGCUGCCGCUGA
Molecule: messenger RNA, 291 nt
Organism: Rattus rattus (black rat)
Lineage: Eukaryota; Metazoa; Chordata; Mammalia; Rodentia; Muridae
Product: defensin alpha-like protein 1
Exons: 3
Coding region: 1-291 (96 amino acids)
Biological process (GO): defense response to Gram-negative bacterium; antibacterial humoral response; antimicrobial humoral immune response mediated by antimicrobial peptide
Cellular component (GO): extracellular matrix; extracellular region
Source: RefSeq, a predicted model, not a curated record